Corvus hawaiiensis (hawaiian crow) is the source of this 1728-nucleotide messenger RNA. RefSeq lists its product as uncharacterized. Gene Ontology annotation, cellular component: cytoplasm. The coding region runs from base 1 to 1728 and encodes 575 amino acids. Gene Ontology annotation, molecular function: protein serine/threonine kinase activity; ATP binding. The transcript has 7 exons. Lineage: Eukaryota; Metazoa; Chordata; Aves; Passeriformes; Corvidae. Gene Ontology annotation, biological process: protein autophosphorylation. The record is from RefSeq and is a predicted model, not a curated record.
AUGGGACGUGCCGGAGCCAUGUGUGACGGUGUGGUCCCGGUGAUUGUGCUUGUCCUGCUGCUGGCCACUGUGGCUGUCUGGUGGGCCGUUGGCCACUGGCAACCACGGAGGCGGCAGACAAGGACAGCGAAGAGGCGCAAGCGCCCCGGGGUGCAGCCCAGAGGCUCACGGAGGAAGCGAGGAGCCCCUGCGGCUCCCAGGUCCUCCAGGCCUCGGGCGACCCCUCGCAAGCGGCCACGUGCUCCCGCGAGCCCCCUGCACAGCCCCUGCAGCUGCGGCCCCUGCGUGGCCGUGGCCCAGGAGCUGCAGGAACUGAUGCUGCUGCUCUGGGCUCGCAAUGGGACAUGGGUGCCGCUCUACUCUGGGAUGUGGCAGGCGUUGUGGAAAGAACUGGAGGAGCUGCUGAAGCGAGGCCACCUGCCCUGCUGUGGCUCGUCCAGCUCCUCCAGGAGCCUCCAUCCCUUCAAGAGGCUGCUCCCAGCAAGAUUCUCCAUCCCUGGGAGAGCCUCAAGCCUUGCAAGGACGGCACACCAUCAGAGACCCGCCACCCAGGCAAGAAGCUCAGGCUGUCAGCGAUCCUCCAUCCUGCCAGGAGCGUCCGCUAUCUCUGACAGCCUCCAUCCCCCGCAGACGCUCAGUGAGACCUGUCGGCCUGCAGAAGGUGCAGAGCCUGUGCACAGGUCUCCCAGCUCCCUUGGACUCAGGGACUUCAACAACACGGGCGCAACCCUGACAACUGACGUUGCCACGGAAAGCCCAGGGGUCCAAGUGGGAGCCCAGCCCGAUCCAGGGGAGCCUUCUCAGGAGCAGGUGGCGGAGCAGCGAGUGAGCUGGAGCCAGCAGUUGCCGGCCCACAGCUCCCAGGACGCUGUGCCGGCUGUGCCAGCUGGCAACAGCCCGUGCCUGGUGGCGGAGACGACCCUCAAGACACCCAGGAGGUCCCUCCAUCUCCAGGAAGCUGCUCCGAGACGGCCACCGACUACCAGGAAGGCCUUUCUGGUAGCAGCUGCUCCUGACACCCCCCUGUGCGAGUCCUCGGGCUGUAGCCCCGGCCGUCCUCAACAGCAGAGUCCAGCCCACGACGCCGGGGACAGCGACGGUGCCGCCCUGCCCCGCUGCCCUCCGGCUCCUGCAGCCGCCUCUGCGCGCUCCCCUGCCCCAGCUCUGCCGCUCGCCAGCCCGACGGCCGCAAGGCGGUGGCCGCUGCCCGGCGCGCAGCAGGAAGCAGGGCAAAAGAAGAAGCUGCAGGAGCUGUACCAGCUGGGCCCGCAGCUGGGCAGCGGUGGCUUCGGCACCGUUUUCUCGGGCAUCCGCCUCUCGGACGGGAGCCCGGUGGCCAUCAAACGCGUGGCCCGGGAGAGCGUCCUGCAGUGGUACGAGCUGCCCGACGGCACCCGUGUUCCCAUGGAGAUUGUGCUGAUGGAGAAGGUGGGCUCUGGCUGCCACAACAUCAUCCAGCUCCUCGACUGGUUUGAGCUGCCUGACAGCUUCCUGCUGGUGAUGGAGCGUCCGGAGUCAUCGCAGGAUCUCCUGGCCUUCCUGCUGGAGCAGGGGUUCCUUUCUCCAAGAGCCAUGGCACGUUUCCUCCAGGAGCAGGAGGCCCCCAUGUCCUCCACAGCCCUGGGACACCUCAGGCCCUUCCCUGCUCUGCCCAGGCCCAGAGCCAUCGAGAGCUGGCGGUCUCCGGUCACCCCAUGCCGGGGUUAUCCCCAUUUCUUCGCGGGGUGA